CAUCUUAGGAAGUGCGGUGAAGGGAUAUAGAAAGAAAUAUAAAACUGUUCCAAGUGAUAGCUGAAAUAAAUGUGUCGCGGGGAAGGGAUUCUAUAGACUAGGCUGAGGUGGAAAGCAAACAUAAAUCCUCUGUCUGUGACUCAACUCUGUUUUGACAGCGAAAGUAGGUGUCCUACUGACUUUUUUUCUCUCUCGAAGUUGGCUCUUGUAGUACACCUGAAUAGGCUAGCAGUGGAGGAAAGAACAAUAGCUGAAGUUAUUCUCGAGGAGAGAAUUAUUUGGAGUUGACAAAAAAUAAAAUAAUUUCGGCUUUACUUCUUGGUAAUUGCCUUAAGUUAUUUCAUUUCGAGGAGACUGGAUUUAUUGCACUAAUAGCCAGGCUAUUUUGAGAAUUUUGGGGGGGAUAUCAGAGUGUUUUAAAGACUGUUCAAGUUGGUCACUUUCCAAUCUGGUCCACUUUCGGCACACAAAAAGGGAUUGCACUGUCAGAGAUUUUCUGUCAGAGGAUUUUUUUGAGAGCGUCGGAGCUCAUAUCAUCUACUGAAAUCUUCCUCUUUCCUGGAUCAUGUACCAGGACUACUCCGUGAACUACGACACCUCGUCCCGCGGCAGCAGCACUUCUCCGGCCCAGCCAGAGUCAUUCACGAGCGGCAGCAGCACGAUCGGCAGUCCGAUCUCUACCUCAAGCUACCAGAAAUACCGGGCCGACAUGCCUGGCUCUAGCAGUGCCUUCAUCCCCACGAUAAACGCCAUAACGACCAGCCAGGACCUGCAGUGGAUGGUGCAGCCCACAGUAAUCACCUCCAUGUCCAACCCUUACUCACGCUCCCACCCCUACAGCCACCACCUCUCCAACAGCCCCGGGCUCCUGGGUCACACCACCCUCGCCCGCCCAGGUGUCAUACGCUCCGUCGGAGACACCCGCGUACGACGUAGGAGAGAUGAGCAGCUUACCCCUGAGGAAGAGGAGAAGAGGAGGGUGAGGCGCGAAAGGAACAAAUUGGCAGCCGCCAAGUGCCGCAAUCGCAGACGAGAGCUCACCGAGAUGCUCCAAGGGGAGACUGAGGAGCUGGAGGAAGAGAAGGCUGAUCUACAGAAAGAGAUAGAGACACUGCAGAAGGAGAAGGACAAUUUGGAGUUCAUGCUGGUGGCCCACAACCCCAUGUGCAAGCUGCCCCCGAAUGAUCGCCACCAGAGGAGCCACCACCAGCAGCAGUGUGCCCCUCUCCCCCUGACCAUGCGCAACAAUCUGGGUCCCCGAGGCCCCAUCAACCCCGUUGUGGUAAAGCAAGAACCACAAGAAGACGACGUGGACGGCAAGUCCCAGCGCUCUGUCAUUAAGCCUAUCUGCCUUGGGGGAGUUAGUGGGAUCUUCUGCGAUAGUGACAGCCUCAACACCCCGGUGGUGGCAGCCUCCACCCCAGCAUCCACACCCAGCGCCCCCAGCCUCAUAUUCACCUACCCCAGCAUGCUGGAGCCAGAGAGCCCCUCGCCAUCCUCUGAGUCCUGCUCGAAGGCUCACCUGCGCAGCAGCAGCAGCGGGGAUCAGUCUUCGGACUCCCUCAACUCCCCCACCCUCCUGGCCCUCUGAGCAGGGACAGUUAAGAUGAGGUUCUGGGGGAGGCUGAGCAGCGCCCCCUACCGACUUGGCAGACAAAAAGCACAUUCAAACCUGGACCAAGCCAACCGUGAGCUGUGUUCUUGACACCAGGAACCCUCAAGGGCUAAGCCGCUUGUUUUUCUCAUACGCUUCAGUGUGAUUAAAAAAAAAAAAUGUAAUACCCAAAUGUGUGCACCUGUACCAGCCAGUGUCGUCCCUUCAUUUCAACUCCAGCACAUCAAUUUGCUUGUUGAACAAUAAACAGAUGACAUGGAGGUGAGAAAUGCCAGAAAAGCCAUUUAUGAGGCGGAAACUGGAAAGCAAGACAUAUUUUUAGAUCAACAUUAAGUAAAGCCAUCUGGUGACAGUUGCACUCUCCUAUGAUCAAUUUAUCAAUAAAUCACUAAAUGAGAGACAGAAAUCAGCAUUUCCUCUGACAUCCCUCCUGUUUGAAGGAGGGAUACAGAGACAACGUAGAGAUUUCAAAAGCAGAUGUCUUUUUCUUGAUUUUUGUCUCCUCCCUCACACAGAAACUAUAUUGGGAGACUACAGAGUGUUUUAUAAACAUCUGACUUUAUUUCCAUAUCUACUUGUAUUUAUGGCGUGUGCUAAUAUUUUCUAAAUGUGUGUCCUUGCGUUCUGAUGUUGUCUUCUGAUCUGCCUGUAGAACAGCAAAAUGGUUCACUGGGUGAGCCACAAAGCCUCAGUGUCUCAAAGGAAAAGAGCCAAUUUUUACUCAAUGCCUAGUUCGUCACCAGUCUACUCUUAAAACAUUGAUCAUAGUAUUGAUGGCCAUCGUAUUGAUGUGUUUUCCUCAGUAACGUACCUGAACUAUAUUAUGCAUUUAUUACAAGUUUGUGCGAUUGAUGUGAGGGAUUUCUCUUCUGUGUGGUGGUUGAAUAAUUUUUUUUUUUUUAAGGAGCAGCACGGGCGGCAUCGGGGUUUAAGUGCUGGAGUGAUAUCUGAGGAGAAAUUCAAACAGUGUUCCCUUCUCCUUCUAAAAUGAUGUCAUUCACCAAGACAGUUUGACCAAUGAGGUUGUGAGCAACUCCUUAUACCCCCACUACUGAAGGAGAGUUCAACCAGACACACUAGAGCUUGAUUGAAAGUUAUCCAUUUGUUUUCUAUCAGCAUUCUUUUUUUACUCUUGCCUGUAACACAAACUCUGGCUUUGUCAGAAAAGGGGAUUGGAUAUUGCCAAGUGAUCUCAAUAUUCCCUUGCAAUAGGGUAGGUUUUGAAACCAAAAAAAUACAUCUGUAUAUCAUUUGUACUAAAGGAGGGGUCUGGUUGAACUUUUCAGAUGCUACUGUGGUGUGAAAACAUGGUGGUAGUAGUAAUAACACUGGCUACUUCAUUUUGUAAUUUCAUCAUUAUUAAUGUUCUUAUAAGGGGCAACACCAAUAUGUGGGCAGGUGACCCUAUAUAUCAACAAGCACAUUGAAACCUGUUCACUGGCCAUUGUGUGGCCAUAUCAGACCCAUAGCAAAAACAAUGCACUUUCCAAUUCAUUUUGACUGAUGGGAAAAAUGAGAUUUCUCUUUUCAGCUGGCCUGAGGUGGAAGAGGAAUGUCUUGAGGAUAAUGGUAAAAGAACACUUUUUUUGUGUGUGUGUUUUAUGGGACAGAGGGUUAAGGAUACCAAGCACUGAAAUGGAUAGAAUUGCAAUAUUUCAGACGUAUUGUUUACUUCAAACAUUCCUUACAUGGUCAGUGGGGUAAUGACCUUUGUGGUGAUCACAGGACAGAAGACGGACUGAAAAUUUUUUGUUGUGCUGGGUGCAGCAAAUAAGACAUUAAAAGCAUUGCUGUUGUUGUGGACUAGUCACAUCACUUAUUGAUCUUUGUUUGGAUGGUUAUAGUAUCACAUGAUAGCAUUUGGACAACAACUCCUAUCAUGCAUUGGGAUAAAUUGCAGACCAAGAAAAAAAGAUACCAAAAUGUAAUUGUCAGAGUUUGUCUGUUCAAGUCUUUUGAACCCCCUAAAAACACGUAGGAAAGCCAUCAACUUUAGAUAUUCUACUGUACAUGUCAUCUGCUGUAUGUCUUCUGUUUUUGACAUCUAUUUCUUAUUUUUCCAAAUGCUUUAAUUGUUUAAAAUUAUUCAAAACAAAAAACAGCAAUAUGUAUCGCAAUGUUUGUUAAUUUCGUAAUUCAAUUAUAAUAAAAAGCAUUUUCAACAAGGAA
Molecule: messenger RNA, 3784 nt
Organism: Salmo salar (Atlantic salmon)
Lineage: Eukaryota; Metazoa; Chordata; Actinopteri; Salmoniformes; Salmonidae
Product: fos-related antigen 2
Biological process (GO): regulation of transcription by RNA polymerase II
Cellular component (GO): nucleus
Molecular function (GO): DNA-binding transcription factor activity, RNA polymerase II-specific; RNA polymerase II cis-regulatory region sequence-specific DNA binding
Source: RefSeq, a predicted model, not a curated record